This is a messenger RNA of Coprinopsis cinerea okayama7#130, 1467 nucleotides long. RefSeq names its product cyclopropane-fatty-acyl-phospholipid synthase. Lineage: Eukaryota; Fungi; Basidiomycota; Agaricomycetes; Agaricales; Psathyrellaceae. Gene Ontology annotation, biological process: lipid biosynthetic process. The coding region runs from base 1 to 1467 and encodes 488 amino acids. The transcript is spliced from 10 exons. The record is from RefSeq and is a predicted model, not a curated record.
AUGCCGGCCCACCACCACCCUUCGUCUUCUGCACCCUGCGUGUCGUUCCCCUCAUCGUCCAAGGCUCUGCAGUCCUCUUCAUUGCUCUCUGCCUUGAGCCCCAGGUCUUGGACUAUUUCGUUCGGUAAAGUCAACCCCACGGCAUCAUACACCGAUGUCGCUCUGACUUACCUUCCAUUAGCCCGCAACUCAAUCCUGGCUGUUCUCGAGGACGCCAUUACCGUCGGGCGCCUCACCAUUUCCGAUUCAGAAGGAGAUCAUCAAUACGGGGAACGUCAACCCGGAUGCAACGAUGUGCGCCUUCGCAUCGUCAAUGACAACUUUUGGAUGCGAAUUCUCCUCUCCGGUGAUGUAGGCUUCAGUGAAGCGUAUAUGAUUGGAGAUUGCGAGGUUCAGACUGGUCUCAAGGGUGCUAUGGAUCUAUGGCUUGAUAAUCAGUCGGGCAUGGAGAUGACCCUAUCGUCUACUGUUGCACGGAUAUCAUCCGCUAUGACUGCUCUCUACAACAGUUUCCUUGGGCAGACAAAGUCGCAGGCUCGACUCAAUGCCAUUGCCAGUUACGACCAAUCGAACGAGUUGUUCAAGGCCUUCUUGAGCAAGGAGAUGAUGUACUCCUGUGCAUUGUGGGGUGAAAAUGAAGGCGGCGUUCGAGGAGACCUAGAGUUGGGACCCACCCCUGGAGAUCUAGAAGCUGCUCAACUUCGCAAACUUCACCAUGUUCUACGGGCUGCACGGGUCAAGCCUGGCGAUCGAAUCCUCGAAUUUGGCAGCGGCUGGGGAGGUCUCGCUAUCGAAGCUGCUCGCACUUUCGGUUGCGAGGUCGAUACUUUGACCCUUUCGAUUGAACAAAAGACUCUCGCUGAGGAGCGCAUUGCGGAGGCCGGUUUGGAGGGUGUUAUUCGAGUUCAUCUCAUGGACUACCGCGAGAUCCCCGCAGAAUGGGAACACGCCUUCGACGCUUUCAUCAGCAUCGAGAUGAUCGAGCAUGUCGGCCCCAAGUACUACAACACCUACUUCAAACUCGUCGAUUUUGCCCUCAAGCCACAAAAGGCCGCCGCUGUCAUCACCUCCUCUACUUUCCCCGAAUCAAGAUACUCGAGUUACCAAGCUGAAGAUUUCAUGCGCAAAUACAUGUGGCCCAAUUCGAGCCUGCCCAGCGCAACAGCCCUCAUCACUGCUGCACACACCGCCUCACAAGGUCGCUUCACUCUGCAAGGAGUCGAAAACCACGCCGCACAUUAUCCCCGAACACUGCGAGAGUGGGGUCGUCGACUAGAGCGAAACUUGACCCAAGAACUCGUUGCAAGAGAUUACCCUUCACUGAAAGACAACGCCGAUUACGAGUCGUUCAAGCGCAAGUGGCAAUACCUCUUCGCUUACGCUGGUGCUGGCUUCUCGAAGGGUUAUAUCACUUGCCAUAUGUUGACUUUCAUUCGAGAGAACGACAUCCCUGAACGUUGCGACUGA